GCUUGUCCAUCUUCAAAUAGGAGGUCUUCUGGUCUUUAUUUGGAGGCGGGCAAGAUUUGGGGUCUACAGCUGCCCCCCUUUAUCCGAUCCGGUCGAUUGCUGGCCUUACGUGUCGGGAUGAUCGGCGGGGGUAAAGGAGUUGACCCUCUUGCCCGGUUGCCCUUCGAACGUCCGUCUUGCGGCGAUUGA
Sphenostylis stenocarpa is the source of this 189-nucleotide messenger RNA. NCBI's taxonomy places the organism in Eukaryota, Viridiplantae, Streptophyta, Magnoliopsida, Fabales, Fabaceae. The record is from the annotation of a GenBank genome assembly.